AUGGGUCCUAGCCACACCACAGAGGGAGCAGGCCACAUCCUGCUCAUCACCUGUAUGACCACCAGGGCAAUAUACCUGGAGUUUUGUGGCAAUCUGGAAGCUGUAACCUUCAUCUUGGCUCUGCAACGAUUCAGCGCGACCCAUGGCACUCCUUCACUCAGCGUCUCGGACAACCACCAGACGUUCAGAUCAGCCAACCACUUCCUGCAGGGAUUGUAUGAAGAGGACAACGUCCAGGAGUUCCUGCAGACUGGCAUUCAGUGGCAUUUCCAGAUGCCCCAAGCACCAUGGAAGGGAGGCUUCUUCGAGAGGCUGAUAAGAAUAGCGAAACGCAUGCUCGAGGUAGCCUUCCAGAAGAAGUCAUUUCCGGAGGAGCACGUCCGGACGUUAGUGAAGGAGGCCAAAGGUGUGGUCAAUAAUCGACCACUCAUGUACACUGGGGAUGGGCACGACUCUCGGCCCAGGAAAAGGACUGAUCUUCGCCCGGGAGACAUCGUGCUUGUUAAAAUCGAACAGUGUAAGAGGGCUGUGUGGCCCCUUGGUAAGAUUAUGGAGGUCUAUCCCGAUGACGAUGGGGUCAUUCGAUCUGCCAAGGUGCUGUACAAUGGCACAGAAACCCUGCGAGCCAUCAGCCACCUCGUUCCCCUGGAAAUUACGUUCACCGAAGAUGAUGACCAAGAAGAAGACAACGAUGAGGAUGCAACCUGGGAUGAGGCGGAAGCAGUCGAGGACAGCGAGGAUGGGAUGGACUGUAUCGAUAACGUGAGCUUUACCGACCAUUGA
Messenger RNA from Macrobrachium nipponense, 783 nucleotides. RefSeq lists its product as uncharacterized. The record is from RefSeq and is a predicted model, not a curated record. The transcript is spliced from 2 exons. Gene Ontology annotation, biological process: DNA integration. NCBI's taxonomy places the organism in Eukaryota, Metazoa, Arthropoda, Malacostraca, Decapoda, Palaemonidae. The coding region runs from base 1 to 783 and encodes 260 amino acids. Gene Ontology annotation, molecular function: nucleic acid binding.